Molecule: messenger RNA, 3329 nt
Organism: Podarcis muralis (Common wall lizard)
Lineage: Eukaryota; Metazoa; Chordata; Lepidosauria; Squamata; Lacertidae
Gene: CHTF18
Product: chromosome transmission fidelity factor 18
Molecular function (GO): ATP binding; ATP hydrolysis activity
Source: RefSeq, a predicted model, not a curated record
GCCGGCCAAUCAGCGCCUUCCGCCGCAUGGAACGUUCACCCGGAACUGAAACAGCGCGCGCGCUGGUUUGCAAAAAGGAAAAGUCAGCUGGGCUGUUGCAGGAGGGAGGAGAUCUUGCAUAUGGAAGAAGAUGAGCACGAGCUGUAUGGCAUUGAAGAUGAAUUUGAGGAGCAGUUUGCGGACGAGCUGGAGGCGCUGGCUGAGCUGCAAGAAGAAGCACAUCCGGCACCCUCCCAUAAAGUGUCCGAGUUCCGAAGCAGAAAGCGUACGUUUGAAGAGGCCCUCGCUGCUGGGGAUUUGGUUAAGGGCUCCAGUCCUGUAGCUAGCCAGCCAUGCAUGGGAAAGGCUUCUCAAGGCCAGGUCCUCUCUGAGGAGCCCGUCAACCAUCUUGGUCUGAAGUCUGGGAAGCGAGAAUGCCUUGCAGCGGAGCCAGAAAUCUCUCCAAGUCAGCUUCUCCAGGAGACUUCUGCUACUCAUACUCCAAAGCCAAAGCGCCAACGGAGAUUCGAAGUCGUGAAGAAGCUGGAUUUUGGGACAGAGGAAGAGCGAGCCAUUAAAGAGCCACUUCAGAAUGGAGCAUCUCUCCCUUGUCCUCCAGGUGCCAGUUCUGAACUGCAGGAUGAAAGGACUCACCUCGAAGCACUUGGGAUCCCAGAUGGCACGGGGGUGAGCGGCAUGUUCCCACUGCAUGUUACACCACCAGAAGAAAAAUACAGCAGGAAGGUCCUCAAGCGACCGCCCAUCCUGGGGGACUAUAUCAACGUGACCUCCACUGACGGCACCCGAGUCUUCAUGGUUGUGAAGGAUGAUGGGAUGGGAACGCAGCUCUCCAGCUCGGUUGGGUGGAACAGAGAGAGACCGCUUCAGCUAUUGGGUGUCCCAUUCUCCUACGUAAAGGAACAAGUUACUGAAGAGCGCCGGAGACAGAUCCGUGAGUCUUCACAGAAGCUGACGGAGGUUCUGAACAGGUGUCUUGGGGAUGAGGAAACUCAGAUCGAAGCCUCGGCCCCCAGUGAGGAAGAAGGGAAGUCUGGCGCAGCGGAAGAGGACGGGGAGGAGGCUCAGGGGUCCCUAUGGGUUGAUCGGUUCGCUCCCAGGCAUUACGUGGAAUUGCUCAGUGAUGAUUACACAAACCGCUGCCUUUUGAAGUGGCUCAAGCUUUGGGACACGGUUGUGUUUGGGAAGGAGAAGCCCACCAAGAAGCCCAAGACAAGCGCCGAGGCUCACCAGACAUCCAGACACCCCAAAGAGCAGCAGAGCAAAUGGAAGAGCAAAGCCCAGUUGACAGAGGAGGCCCUGGAGGCCGAGCUGGACCAUCACAACCGACCAAAAUACAAAGUUGCCCUCCUGUGCGGACCACCCGGCCUGGGGAAGACCACUUUGGCUCACGUCAUUGUGAAACAUGCUGGGUACAAUGCAGUGGAGAUGAAUGCCAGCGAUGACCGUAGCCCCGAUGUCUUCAAAACGCGGAUUGAAGCAGCCACCCAGAUGAAGUCUGUGCUAGGAGCCAACGAGAAGCCCAACUGCCUGAUUAUUGAUGAAAUUGACGGGGCUCCUAUGGCAUCCAUCAAUGUGCUGUUGGGCAUCAUCAACCGUAAAGCAGCAGAGGUGGAAUCGGGCGGGAGUACCAGCGGGGCAAGCGGCAAGAAGAGGCGAAAAGAAGGGGGGCUCCUUCUGCGGCCAAUCAUCUGCAUCUGCAAUGACCAGUACGUCCCUUCUCUGCGUCUGCUGAGACAACAAGCCUUCCUUCUCAACUUCCCCUCAACGGCCCCAUCCAGGCUGGUCCAGAGGCUGCACGAAAUCACCGUUAAGCAAGGCAUGAAGGCUGACACAGGGGCCCUCUUGGCAUUGUGUGAAAAGGCAGAGAAUGACAUUCGCUCUUGUAUUAACACCCUGCAGUUCCUGCACAGUCGAGGUAAGAAGGAACUGAACGCGAGGACCGUGCAGACCACGCAGGUUGGCUCUAAAGACCAGAACAAAGGGCUGUUCUCCAUCUGGCAGGAGAUCUUCCAGCUUCCAAAAGUGCAGAGGCAGAGAAUCGGUUUGGACCCUUCAAUUCCAGCUCACCUCUUCAACGGGGGCGAUGACAACCUGUUCCAUGUGACCUCAGCUAGAGCUUCCCUUAAUCCAAAUGCCCAAAGGUUUCACCACAUCCUGCAUCUAAGCAUGUCCUCAGGAGAACAUGAAAAGCUUACCCAGGGCUUGUACGACAACUUUCUGAACAUGAAGAUAAAGGACUCUGCCUUUGACUCGCUCUGCCUGGCCUUGGAGUGGCUGGGCUUCUCCGACCUGGUGAACAAGGCAGUCCUGCACAGGCAGAACUUCCAGCUCAUGCGCUACUUGCCCUUCCUCCCCGUCGCUUUCCACUUGCUCUUUGCCGCUUCCAGCGUUCCCCGCCUGGCCUACCCCAACAGCCAGCACGAGUCCCUGGUGAAGCUGACUCAGAUGCAGAACCUCAUUGCUUCCAUGAUGUCUGGGAUCACGCCAACCUCCCGCAGCCGUGCCGGACCGCAAUCUCUUGUCCUUGAGGCCCUUUGCCUCCUCUUGGAGAUUAUCUCACCAAAACUGAGACCGGUGAACACCCAGCUGUACAGUCAGAAAGAGAAGCAGCAGCUGGGGGAGCUAAUCAACACCAUGUUGGCGUAUAAUCUUACUUACCACCAGGAGCGAACCCCCGAAGGGCAGUAUGUCUUCACGCUUGACCCAAACAUGGAGGAAGUGUGUAGGUUCCCAGAUCUCCCGCUUCGGAAACCGCUGACUUACCAAGCCAAGCAACUUAUCGCAAGAGAAAUUGAGCUGGAGAAGAUGAGGCGGACGGAAGCCCUCCUUCAUGCACGGAACUCUGGCCAGGCGAUGGAGACAACUUUGCUCCCGAAAGAAGGCAGCCACAAAGCAAGCCAUGAGCCGACACUGCCCGAAUCCAGAGUGCGGAACCACAAACAGCGCCUCGACCAGAUUGUGAAGAGAGCCACAUUUGAGGAGAAGCCAGAAACAGAUUUCUUUGGCCGUGCGAUUGUCAAGAAAAAUGUGUCUCCGUCGGCAGCCAAUCAGGAACCUGAGAAAAACCGAAUAGAAAAACAAAUUGGGAAGGCUGUUGGGCAGAGCGAUGUUUGGUUCCGGUUCAACGAAGGUGUCUCCAAUGCAGUUCGGAGAAAUAUUUACAUUAAAGAUUUGUUCUAGUGAAUGAAACGUGGGCAGGCAGCACGUGAGUCAGCUGGCAUGUGGGUACCAUGUAAGGAUAUUUUGAUCAAAAAUGUUUAUGUAUGCUUUUGUAUUGAAGCCUGUUUUAUAUAUAAAAAGAAAGGAAUAAAUUUGAGACAUGCACAGUA